UAGCCAAAAUUUCACAUACGUUUCUCUUAGACUAUGCAAACGAGUUCCCUGCUUCCGGGAGUUUAUUUGCUUUUCAUCAUUUAGAAAAGUUUUCGCUGUAACACUCGUUUGACCCCAACAUGUACUACACGAUCGCUAUUACCUUGCUAAUCUGGAUUCCGGUCAUUACUCGUACGAUAUCUGCGCCAUCAUCAGAGCCGACCAAGAAUGCAUGGUUGACCCGGGAACCGGAUGCCGUUGGCGCUACCCAUCAUCGUCAAGUUCGACAACACACGUUCCUUAGUUUUGGCAGACCUUUUCGGUGUCUGCUCAAAGACGGCAAGAUGCACGUUAAUACCCCCUCCAGAGGUUUGACCUAUGAAUUCAACGCCACCACGUGGCCCAACUAUCGCGAUAACUGCGGCCCGGAUGGUUAUCACCCUUGGAUAGCCUUGUGAAUUGUGAGGCAACAAGAGAUCAGUGCUGUAUCUACGGCUCCUUGUGCGCGUUAAGAAAUAUUGUCCAGUCGACCCAAAAAGGAUUUAUGCAAUAAUAUGAUUACGUAUGUACGAUUAAGAUUCGUUUUUUCUUAAAAAGUGACGUUC
This is a messenger RNA of Paramacrobiotus metropolitanus, 584 nucleotides long. RefSeq lists its product as uncharacterized. The transcript has 4 exons. The record is from RefSeq and is a predicted model, not a curated record. The coding region runs from base 120 to 437 and encodes 105 amino acids. Lineage: Eukaryota; Metazoa; Tardigrada; Eutardigrada; Parachela; Macrobiotidae.